AUGGAUGAAAUCAACCUUGGUGUCACCUGUGACAUGCAUGUUCACGUAAGGGACGGUGCCAUGUGCGAGUUGGUUACACCUACAAUCAGAGAAGGAGGUAUUUCUGUGGUCUACAUUAUGCCAAACUUGCAACCUCCAGUGACAACUUUGGAAAGAGCCAUUGAGUAUAAGCAGAAAUUGCAGAAGCUAGCACCGGAAACUACGUUUCUCAUGAGCUUUUAUUUGUGCAAAGAUCUAAGUCCCGAGUUGAUCCACGAAGCUGCAAGAAAGGACGCUAUUCAGGGUGUCAAGUGCUACCCAGCGGGAGUAACUACUAACUCAUCAGCUGGUGUGGAUCCGAAUGAUUUUAGCGACUUCUACCCAAUUUUCAGGGCCAUGGAAGAAGAAAACUUGAUCUUAAAUUUGCACGGGGAAAAGCCCUCUGUGGGAGAGGAGGGCAACGAUAUUCAUGUCUUGAAUGCCGAAGAGUCAUUUUUGCCAGCGUUAAGAAAGCUACAUGCAGAUUUUCCCAACUUGAAAAUCAUUUUGGAACACUGUACUACGGCAGCAGCUAUCGAGACUGUCAGAGAUAUCAAUAAGAACGUAGCACAGCCUGCGGACAUUAGGGUCGCGGCUACCAUCACUGCGCACCACUUAUAUUUGACCAUCGAUGAUUGGGCUGGAAACCCAAUAAAUUUCUGCAAGCCCGUGGCAAAGUUGCCCAAGGACAAAAGAGCUCUAGUUGCAGCUGCCAUCUCUGGCGAACCAUACUUCUUCUUUGGUUCAGACUCUGCUCCCCAUCCUCUAUGCAACAAGGCCAGACACGUAGGUGUAUGCGCUGGGGUCUACAGUCAGUCUCUGGCCAUACCGUAUGUUGCCGAGAUCUUCGACACCCAAGAUUCAUUGGACAAGUUGAAGUGCUUUGUAUCUGACUUUGGGUUGUCCUUCUACGGUGUCAAGAAAAGUGACCUCAAAAGUCUGGACGAAGUUAUUCUUUUCCGCAAAGAGCAACACGUACCAGAAACGAUAGGCGAUGGAUCCGACAUUGUGAUUGCACCAUUCAAAGCGGGUGACACUCUAAAAUGGUCUACGAAGUGGGCUAAGUAG
Lachancea dasiensis is the source of this 1086-nucleotide messenger RNA. The record is from the annotation of a GenBank genome assembly. NCBI's taxonomy places the organism in Eukaryota, Fungi, Ascomycota, Saccharomycetes, Saccharomycetales, Saccharomycetaceae.